Molecule: messenger RNA, 1713 nt
Organism: Rotaria sp. Silwood1
Lineage: Eukaryota; Metazoa; Rotifera; Eurotatoria; Philodinida; Philodinidae
Source: the annotation of a GenBank genome assembly
AUGUUAACCAUGGAACGAGGUCUUUUUUAUCAUAUCAACUUAUCACUUGCACGUAAUUAUCAAUUUAAUAGAAUUCUUCGUUUUCUUCCAUUGAAUGAUAUUCAGUCACUUGCAAUUGAUAGUGAUGCAUCUCCACUUCAAUUAACUCGUUGGCCUUAUUUACCUCGUUUGAAAACUCUGCGUAUUAUUGGUGUAUACAAUCAUAAUGAUCUUUUGCUCUUUCUUUUGCUUCAUGCAGCCACACUCAUUCAUCUCAUUAUCAAAUCAAAUGAAAGAUUGGUCCCCGAUGGUUAUUCCUUUAAAUUCGAAUACCCAAUUGGUGACAUUGAAGCAUUAAUAGAAAAUUUUAUUUUUAUUCAUCUACCUGCACUUCGAUCUCUUGAUGUAGGCAUGAAUUAUUAUGGAACACGUUGGUUCUUUACUACUGCAAUAGUUUCUCUUACCUAUUUGCGUAUUGUUGUGUCAACGAUGGAUAUGUUAGUUCGUCUUAUGUCAACACCACCACUCUCCACCACAUUACAUCAAUUACAUGUAAAAGUAGGUAACAGUGACUUCAAUACUCGUUCCCCUAUACCAACGUCUCCUCUUUCAAUCCGAAUGGUUAGUUUACAUACAUUUACUCUCGUUCAAACUUUUUUCUCGAUGUUAACAAUUGAAUGGGUAUUUUUCGAAAUGCUGACAUCAUCCAAUGUAAUGCCUGUUCUUCGACGUGCCAAUGUGUCCAUUUUUAUUGAUAUUAAUGAUAUAAAUUGUAUUAGUUCAUCAUCACUUUUCACUGAUCAUCGUCACGUUGAUGUUCAUUUUGCCUUCAGUCUCAUUAAUUGUCCUCGAUACGUAGAAGUGACACAAUAUAUACCACGUGGUAAUCGUUUUCGUCCACGAGAAAUAGUCGGUGCAACAUUUGUUGUCAAUUACUGGCGUGACAGAUCACAAUGGGAGAUUUAUAUAGAUCCUUUUAAGCGUGGACGUCAAUAUGAUCAUCAUAUGUGGUAUACUCUUCCAUGGGCAUUUGAUGAAUUUUAUCAUGAAUAUUUACCACACAGAUGGAUCACUAAAACACGAGUGUUUGAAAUACCUCAAAAAAUGAUGACAAUUCAUCAAUCAACUCUUCGUACAUUAGAUACAUCAGGUCAAACGUUGCCAUUACCUAUAUGCUCUUUACCUUAUAUGGCAUUAUCCAAUUGUAUUGAAACAUUGCACUUGUCCUACUAUAAUACACAUAUUCCUAUAUAUUUAUCUGCUAUUCGCAAUAUAACUCUUGUGAAUAGUAUCAAUUGUCUGAACUAUUCUUCUUCAUUUCCAACAACUAUUCGUUCUAUUCGUAUUCUACUUUUUUAUUAUUAUCCUAACUAUAUAUCACCAAAUUGGCCAGUGGUUUUUCAUUCACUUUCAACUAUGCGACGAUUGAGUUCAUUACGCAUAUUUCUUGCUGCUAAAUCAUUUGUUAAAAUUGCUUGGAAUCCAUUUGAAGAUUAUAUUGAUUUAAUCAAACAUUCUCCAACUAAAAGCUUUUUUAUUACUACAUAUCGUCAUAUGAAAUUAGUUUUUGUUGAUCGAAUAACUCAUCAUGUUUAUUUGAGUUAUUCAGCAACCAAUUUAAUAUCUUCUGUACAAUGGAAUCCUAUAAAUUCAUCGAUUGUUACUUGUGCUACAACAGGAGUAAACCUAUUUGCUUUUAAAUAUUCAGAUAAAUAUACAUCAAUUACCAAUUAA